Messenger RNA from Puma concolor (puma), 534 nucleotides. Its product is annotated as glutathione S-transferase A2-like. The record is from RefSeq and is a predicted model, not a curated record. Gene Ontology annotation, biological process: glutathione metabolic process; xenobiotic metabolic process. NCBI's taxonomy places the organism in Eukaryota, Metazoa, Chordata, Mammalia, Carnivora, Felidae. Gene Ontology annotation, cellular component: cytosol; extracellular exosome. Gene Ontology annotation, molecular function: glutathione transferase activity.
AUGGAAGUCUGUAAGUUCCAGUAAGUGCCAAUGGUCGAAAUCAAUGGAAUGAAGAUAGUACAGACCAGAGCUAUUCUCAACGACAUUGCCACCAAAUAUGACCUCUGAGGGAAAGACAUAAAGGAGAGAGCCCUGUUUGAUAUGUACACAGAAGGUAUGGCAGAUUUGAAUGAAAUGAUCCUUGUUUUGCCUCUGUGUCCACCUGAUCAGAAAGAGGCCAAGAUUGCCCAGAUCAAAGAGAAAGUAACAGAUCGUUAUCUCCCCGUGUUUGAAAAAGUGUUAAAGAGCCACGGACAAGACUACCUUGUUGGCAACAGGCUGAGCAGGGCUGACAUUCACCUGGUUGAACUUCUGUACUAUGUGGAAGAGCUUGACCCCAGCCUUAUGGCCAACUUCCCUCUGCUGAAGGCCCUGAAGACCAGAAUCAGCAAUCUCCCUCCCGUGAAGAAGUUUCUGCAGCCUGGCAGCCAGAGGAAGCCUCCUAUCAGUGAGGAAGAUUUAGAAAAAGCAAGGAAGAUUUUCAGGAUUAAAUGA